Messenger RNA from Priceomyces carsonii, 846 nucleotides. RefSeq lists its product as uncharacterized. NCBI's taxonomy places the organism in Eukaryota, Fungi, Ascomycota, Pichiomycetes, Serinales, Debaryomycetaceae. The record is from RefSeq and is a predicted model, not a curated record. Bases 1 to 846 code for a protein of 281 amino acids. The transcript has 2 exons.
AUGAUUAGCUUAUUUAAGAUUGCAAACGCUAUUGCGUGUACUAUAUAUCCUGUAUUUGCCUCUUAUAAAUCAUUUGAGGAGUAUUCGAAAGUUGUUAGCAGGAUGGGUGCCUCAAACAUCAGUAUCGCAGGAUUUAAUGUUCCAAUUCAAGCUUUACUCAAGAGGGCCACCGGUGAUAAUACGGAACAACUUGGAAAGGACGAAGAGCUCUUACAGACACAUUUGUUGACUAUCCAAAAGUGGCUUAUAUAUUGGAUGGUAACAGCGUCUUGCAGUGUUGUUGAAUCGGUGUUGUUUUUAAGGUAUAUCGUUCCAUUCUACUCUUUUUUUAAAUUUUUGUUUUCAUUGUGGUUGAUUUCACCCAUGUUUAGCACAAGCACCAAAGUUUCAGGUAUUUCUGAAAUAAAUCGUGAGAAAGAGUGGGCAUAUUUUACAGAUAAUGGUGCUGGUUUUGUUUACUAUAAGUUUAUCAAGCCAUGGCUUGAUGGAGAGCUAAACGUGUUGUCGAAAUUGCCUUUCGAACCCCAGAAGGUCUUUAACAGUUGUGUCGAUCGUAUUGGUUUUUCAAAUGCGUUAAAAAUGAUGGGCUUUAUGUCUGCCGACCAGUCCGAAGAGGGUCAAACUGCUAAUGAUGGUAUAAUUUAUACAUUGAGAUCAUAUUUAUUUGAUAUGAAUGGAAUUACUAGAGGCUCGACUUCCACCGCCACUACUGCGACAGAAGCAUCUUCCUAUAAAGAUGUUGUUGAAGAGUACGAUUUAGUAGAUAAGCCAAUAGUGAAAGAUGGUGUAACACAGAGAAAGACAGGUUCUUCAGAAGAAACGGUAAAGAAAGGUUGGUUAUGGUAA